GAAAGCGCAGCUCGCUCCAGCAGCCAGAGCCGCCAGUGCAGCGCUGCUGCUCCCAGCAUGCACACAGAUAGCACGGAGCAGAGGAGGAACCUGGCUCUACACGCUUAACUCUGCACCUCAUCAUCACCACAUCUCCCCCUCUCUCUGCUCCUGGACGACCUCCUGGUGUUUUUUCUGCGCAUGAUGGAAAGCUGAAGCUGGAGCCCUGACAAUGCCCUUCAGCGCAGACAUGAUUUCCGAGCAGCACAAUCAUGUCGUUAGCACCAUCGAGACGGUUCCCUCAGACACAGCCACAGCCUCCCCGACGCUCCUGCACAGGCUGAGGAAAGUCUUUAACAGAGAACUCCUCCUCACUCUGGCUCUGGGCCAGGUCCUGUCGCUGCUCAUCUGCGGGAUUGGCCUGACCAGCAAGUACUUGGCUACUGAUUACCAUGCCAACACUCCAGUGUUCCAGAGCUUUCUGAACUACAUCCUGCUGUUCCUGGUCUACACCACCACGCUCGCAGUAAGACAAGGUGAGGAGAACUUACUGGCAAUCUUGAAAAGACGAUGGUGGAAGUACAUGAUCCUGGGGCUGAUCGAUAUUGAGGCCAACUACUUGGUCAUUAAAGCCUACCAGUACACUACACUUACCAGCGUUCAGCUCCUGGACUGCUUCGUCAUCCCAGUCGUUCUGCUGCUGUCCUGGUUCUUCCUGCUGGUGAGGUAUAAGGUGGUGCACUUUGUGGGCGUGGGCGUGUGCCUGCUGGGCAUGGGCUGCAUGGUGGGAGCCGACGUGCUGGUGGGACGACAACAGGGGCUUGGAGACCAUAAGCUGCUGGGGGACCUGCUGGUUCUGGCCGGCGCCACGCUGUAUGGCAUCUCUAACGUGUGUGAGGAGUUCAUUGUGAAGAACCUGAGCCGUGUAGAGUUCCUGGGCAUGAUGGGCCUCUUCGGCUCCUUCUUCAGUGGCAUCCAGCUAGCCAUAAUGGAGCACAAGGAGCUGCUGAAAGUGCAGUGGGACUGGCAGAUAGGACUUCUGUAUAUCGGCUUCAGCGCCUGCAUGUUCGGCCUGUACAGCUUCAUGCCUGUGGUCAUCAAAAGGACCAGCGCAACAGCGGUCAACCUCUCCCUGCUGACCGCUGAUCUCUACAGCCUCUUCUGUGGUUUGUUCCUGUUCCAGUACAAGUUUUCUGGGCUCUACCUGCUGUCCUUCUUCAUCAUUCUGCUCGGGCUGGUGCUCUACUCCUCAUCAUCUACCUACGUAGCGCAGGAUCCUCGCGUCUACAAACAGUUCCGCAACGCAGGAAACGCUGUUCCAGACAUGCCGAAUGUGGGGCCCUUGGAGCCCUCAGUGACCUACAGCAGCCUGGGCCAGGAGAUAGAGGACGAGCCUCGUGUUCGAGUGGCUUGAAGGGACGGAGCUUUACCAAUUCAAUCAUCCACUGCCCCUCCCACAGUCUGUAGAAAAUGAAUGAUGAUAAUCACUGAAUGAUGUAUAUAACCACGUAGCAAACAAGUACACUGUGAUCACAAACUGUGACUAGGUAGCAGUGAUCAAUGACUUUCUCAGAUCCACAUAUAGACAUGACCCCACCUCAUUCCCCCCAACCCCCUCGCAACAGUUUAAGUGUUUAGAAGGAUUUGUGCUGACUGUUUGUGCAAAAGCGCCAUUGUGAUUGUUUUAUUUUCUUAUAUGAGCACAAAAGAUUCAAUGUACUUGAGAUUUUUACAUGGAUUUUCUUGCUACUCUCAUGAAUAGUUUUUGCCUCUGACUUGUUUCUCUCAAUCUUGGUCUUCUGGAAAACAGCAAUUCUGAGUUAUGAUCAGUUACAUAUUGAUUUGUCAAGAGCCAGUGCCUUGCCAUGUAUAGCUAUUGUUGGUUAAAUAGAUCACUUUUACACCAAGUGUUGUCAAGAGGAUAUCUGUGCUAAAACAAAUGGAUAUGUUAGAGAUGGCCCGAUACCACUCGGAUACCACCGAGACCGAUAUUGAAACCUUGAGUAUCGGCCAAUAUCGAUCCAAUAUUUCUUCUUUAAAAACUACUAAAAUUUGCAAUUUUUUAAUUGAAGCACUUCACUUAAAGCUGCACUAUGUAAGAUUUCUGGUUAAAAUUGAAAGGUGUAGCAUUACUCAAUUGGAGAAAAAAAACACAUUAAAUAUCGUGUCUGUCCGCUGCUGCGAGUCGCCUUGUCAAGCGCAUCUAAAGCGCAUUUUAGAGCAUCUAAAGGAGACCACCAUGCUGUUUGCUGUUUCAGCCUAGAUUUGUUACAGGAUUGGAUUGAAUUCAAUAUUUCUUUUUUCCCUCCAAUAUCCUGUCCUGCAUUUUCUGCUGAUAUCAGCCCAGUGUUGCAGAUCGGUGCCAGCUCUAGAUAUUAUUCCUCUGAAGAACAAAAUGAAGACACACAAAACAUGAGACUCUUACAUCAGUUAUAUUUUAGCCAUUUAACUGUUUCUCCUUGGUUGUUAUCCUUUUAAGUAAGCAAAAUGAAUGUCUUAGGUUGGUUUUGUUUUCUUUUAAUUCAGUCAAGAAAAUAUACAACACUUUGUGUUAAUUAUUAAAUGUGUACUAGCAAUUGAUUGUAAAAUUGUAAAAAAAAAAAGAAAAAAAGAAAAAGAAAGACAAGAAAAGAAAAAAUAACUUUAAUGAACUUGUCUUUCCCAAGUUUUGUUUAGGUUGUUUCAU
Messenger RNA from Pygocentrus nattereri (red-bellied piranha), 2665 nucleotides. RefSeq names its product solute carrier family 35 member F1 (gene slc35f1). The record is from RefSeq and is a predicted model, not a curated record. Gene Ontology annotation, molecular function: transmembrane transporter activity. The transcript is spliced from 8 exons. The coding region runs from base 212 to 1393 and encodes 393 amino acids. NCBI's taxonomy places the organism in Eukaryota, Metazoa, Chordata, Actinopteri, Characiformes, Serrasalmidae. Gene Ontology annotation, biological process: transmembrane transport. Gene Ontology annotation, cellular component: membrane.